AUGUAUGUUACAAAGAAAGAAAAAUGUAAAUGUAGUGAAAAUACCAAUGGACGAUGGAUCAACCAAGACCACCAUAGUGAGAAAUCGUGUGCAUCUGGUCAAUCUCUCCAAUACAAAAUCUCUGGAUGUGAAAAAGAACAUAUUUUAAUCGCUAUUAGCUCUGCUGGGUUACAAGAUGCCAUGAAAGUGAAUGUUCGAAAUGGAAAUGUAAAUUACACCGUGAGUCAAUAUACUCCUUAUAAUGACUACAUAAUAUGCAAUAGCACUCCAAUCGAAUUAGAAAUAAUUUCCAACAAUUAUUUUUUUUCGGGAGAUUAUAUUGUCGACAUUCGAGAUGCUGACAAUAGAGAUGAAGAAAACAAUGGUUCCGUUAAUGAACAUAACUCUUUCGAGGUAGAAACAUCCUCAUCUGUUGCAUCGACUGAAAUCAAUGAAAGCAAUACCCUUAGACUGAUGUUUAAAGAUACUAAUGGACGAUGGAUCAACCAAGGCCGCCAUAGCGAGAAAUCAUGUUCAUCUGGUCAAUCUCUCCAAUACAAAAUCUCUGGAUGUGAAAAAUUAUCACAAAAUUCCAAUGUCGAAUUCCACAUAUCUUCUAGUGGUUAUCAAGAGGCAAUGAAAGUUAGAAUAAAUAGUGAUCAACAUAAAAACCGUACUAUAGAGUCAAUUUACACACCACAUACCUUCGUAGUUGAGUGUGAGGCGAAUCUAGAAAUACAAAAUAACAAUUAUUUCUUACCUGGUGACUACAUAGUUGAUAUCAAAACCGUCGGAUCUACACAUAAAUCGAUAGGAACGAAAUUACAAACAACUACUACAGCCAAAAAAAUAAUAAAACCUACAGCCAGAAUAACAGAGCCACCUAACAAUAAUACUUGUAAAUAUGCCACCACUAGAACGCCUAUGGCCGAGUACCAUGAAUUUGAUAAAUCGAAAAGCCAAGUAGAGUAUACACACAUAUAUAGUUUCGCUAAUGCUGUAAAUUGCACUUCGAGAGUCCAAACUAAUUAUCUACAACUUUGGUGGGGUGCAAAGUCUGUGGAAGAUAUAAGAGGCAUGGAUACAUCCGAUUUCGGUGAAAGUCAUAAAUUGGUUUUUAUUCCAGGUGCAAAUAUUAAUAGUUAUGUUGCCAUUCCACCUCUAUAUGAAAAACUUCUAUGUGAAAGAUUAGAUAAGUUGUGGAAAUCGAUCAGAAGCCAAUCUAUACGUUACACUGAGCUACAGAAACUUAUUGAUAAUGCUCAAUUGCAUUAUCACGAAUUACAUAAGAUACUUCAACAUCUCGAAGCUAAUUUAUGUUCACCAAUCAUAAAAGAAAUGCAAUCAUUGCAGCAACAUAUCGAACUAAAUAUCAAAGAAAGUCAACUAUUAUUUAAUAUAAUAUUAUAUUUACAUCGUCCACCAUCAUCAACAUAUAAUGAAUAUAAUAACGAUCAAAAUAUUAAAUCAGACGACACCGACAAUUACUCAAUCAAGACAAUAACUCAUACAGCAGUCAACUCUAACUAUUUACAUGAUUUUAUACAUACAAAUAGUAACACAAUAUAUUAUGUUAAUAGUGAAGCAGUAGAAGAUUUGUUAGAGAAAUACUUUAACGAAUAUGCUCGAAACGUACACAAAGACGAUUAUUUGGAUGACAACGACAACAGAACAGACAUUUUUAGAAUAGAUGAAGCAAAAUUAUUUUCCGCACUUUCGUAUAUCCAACAUGCAGCUUCCAUCGAUACAAUUAUUGAUAAUAAGAGUGUUCUUUUGAAUUCAUUCGGAAAGCAAAAUGAAAGCGAAAGCGACAGUGACGAUGAGGAGGAUGAAGAAGAAGAAGAAGAGGAGGAGGACGAAGAAAUGGAAGAAGAGGAAGCUGAGGUUGAACGCUAUGACAGUUCCUCAAUGUUAGUUUUCACCUCUACUGACACACUUAGACUAAGUCGUUUCAACACAUUCACUCAAUCAUUUGAAUGCUCUGGUGAGGUGGAACAAGAAAAUGGAUUUAUUAUCUUUGGGUGUGCAUUCUCACCACGUGGAACACUCUAUAUUUUUUUGCGUAGUCAUUCAAAGACGCAAUUAAAAAUAUUUGAAGUAUGUCCAAUAAGUAAUAUGGUAAUAGCGAGUCAUAUCUUGGCAUCAUCACCGACACUUCAAGAUAGUAUUACAGCGUGGAUAACUUAUUGUUAUGACUUCAAUAAUGGAUAUUUAUAUAUAUGUACCAACAACAAUUUCUUUGUGUGUGAUUUAGAUCAUUCCAAUAAAUCAAAGAACAGAUCAACGAAAUUAUUUACCAUGCUUUCAUAUCCAACUUUCAAUGAUAGCCAAAAGGAACACUUACACAAAUUACCCUCAACCCCAAUGGUGUGUGACAAUGAAAACUCCAGAAUAAUACUUUUCGUCAAAGAUAGCACAUUUGUAUACGACACCUACAAGAAGAAAUGGAGUCAAUCCAAACGGAAACAGAUGUCGGAUAAUAUAAUUUAUCAUCCACAAUCAUUUACAUAUAGAAAAUCAGACAUAAUAGACAAGUACUGUAAUGUAGUUAAAGCAAAGUUGACUGAUAUCGAAAAGUCGCCAGCUAAAAACAAUGUUUAA
This is a messenger RNA of Heterostelium album PN500, 2580 nucleotides long. Lineage: Eukaryota; Evosea; Eumycetozoa; Acytosteliales; Acytosteliaceae. The record is from the annotation of a RefSeq genome assembly.